CAGCGAAGUAUCCAAAGUUUUCUAGAGGAGUUAUUCUUUGAUAUUCAUAAUGUUAGAAUUAAAUAGGGUUUAGAAAUUUAAUAAGUAAAUAUCAGUAGAUAGUUUUUAUUAGUAGAUAAUUGCUAUUCAACAGCAAAUUGAGUAAUUUGCUUGAUCAAACCAGUCAUCAAUUUUGAAGAGAAAAAUGAGAACUGAAACAGAGCGAUUUGACUGCACUUCGAAAACAUUCGAAUUCAAAUUUCCAAUGUUAACAAGACAAGAUGAAUAUGUCCUUCAGAUUCCAGUAGAUAUUCCCUACCAAGGAUCAGCCCUAGAAUUGGCUCAAAGGAUACUCAGCUCUUUUCAACUGCCUGCUUACGUCGAAAAAGAUCUGGAAAAUGCAUUAUCAAAAUUCAUCGAAUGCGAGACAAUCAACUAUUACGACGAUGAAGCAGAGAAAGCGAUUGAGGAGGCAUCGAAACCUUCCUAUGAUAUUGAAGAUGUCAUCAAGGCUUGUGAGAAGUCAUACAAAGAGAACACAGUUGAGUUCGGCGAUAGAUGCGGCACGGAAGACAGAGAGGUAUUCGCCGCUGUCUUUCACAAGCUGGUGCACUCUCCCGCCCUGGAGACCAUUUUGCAAGUGGAGCACGCGCAUGCGCACGACGUGGCCACUGUGACUAACGAGCGUGACGUCAUCGUCGCGGCACUCACUGCGCGCCAGUCGUCGGAGAUGAGUCGUGCCGUGGACGGGCUGUCGCAGUCGUGCACGACCGAGGACGAGAUCAAUCAGCUGGCUCGCGUGCAUCUGGAUCAGCUGAAUCUGGAGCAGGCCAAGUGGGACAGUCAGCUGGCCGGGCUCAAGCAGAGCCAGCGGUCACACUACCGGCAGUGGGUCAUGGAUCGGCAGACAACGGCCACCUCGCCGCUGAGUUCGCCGCUUGGUAGUCUCUCAUCGAAAACGUUUCUGGAUAACAGUGACUCAACCCUGGACACUGCGGGUCCCGCGCUGCAGGAGAGCUUCACCAUCCACCUCGGGUCUCAGAUGAAGCAGAUGCACAACAUACGGGUUCUCUCCACUGAUAUCAUGGAAUUCUGCCGUCUCAAGAGCGGUGAACCCCAACCACAGAGAUUGCAAACUGCUUUGGGUCUGUACUCCAAUGAUCUAUGCGGAAUUGUCCUUCUGACCGAUGUACAUCUCAGUGGAUACACUGGACAAUCAAAAGAAUUUUUGGAGAUCUGCGAGAGUAGUACCGAGUUUCACUUUGCGCCGGUUGAUGAUCAGCUGGAGCAGGUGAAGGCAACAAUCAAAGAUGGCGUCGCCUGGCGUCGCAAGCAUAUGAUGCAAGACUCGCCCCAACAGUUCCUCAAUCUCACCUCCACUGAGCAACAGUCUCGUCGAUCGAGCACUAAAAACCUGCAAACCGGCGAUGUCUAUUUGACACACCACUCGAAUUUGGCCGAAGUUCACGUUGUAUUCCAUAUGGUGGUCGACGAUUCAGUUCGUUCAAAUGAUAUAAACUCAAGGCAUCCAGCUAUACUUGGACUGAGAAAUAUUCUGAAGACAGCUUGCUCCAAUGAUAUAACCACUAUUACUUUACCGCUGCUAUUGAUGCAUGAAAUGACUGAAGAAAUGACAGUAAACUGGUGCACAAAGAGAGCAGAACUGGUGUUCAAAUGUGUGAAAGGAUUCAUGAUAGAAAUGGCGUCCUGGGGGGGCUCUGAUCUCAAAAAUCUUCAAUUUCUAGUACCAAAGGGUAUCUCGGAAGAUGUAUUCGCCAGCCUGGCUACAAUGCUACCAAGUAUCUUCAGAGUAUCCAAUCCCCUAGUUCUGAAGAGUAUGGCUUGAACUCACCUGGUAGGCCACUAUACCAUGCUAAACUAUCGCAAUGUCUGAAAACUAUUCUGGUCUCUUUGAUAUCAUGUACCUUAACCAUCAAACAUUAAACUGUUAUGUACUAUAGUGAGGUCCACGUUAUAAUGGCAGUGUUUGAUUAGCAAUGGUAUUGCUAUCCUUGUCUAUCAUUCAACAAAGCGGAUAGAGCUAUCUCUUUUAAGUCUUUUAACAAUGUAGAUUUAAUCGUUAAUGAACAAAAUAUUUCAUCUUAAUUGUAAAAAUUCAUUAUGAAAUUAUUGAAAAUUAUAAUUUCAUGCUUAAUAAAACAUUUAAACGAGAAUGAACAGUUAAUAUUAC
Molecule: messenger RNA, 2170 nt
Organism: Nilaparvata lugens (brown planthopper)
Lineage: Eukaryota; Metazoa; Arthropoda; Insecta; Hemiptera; Delphacidae
Product: protein C12orf4 homolog
Exons: 12
Coding region: 185-1825 (546 amino acids)
Cellular component (GO): cytoplasm
Source: RefSeq, a predicted model, not a curated record